ACUUCGGGAUUCUGUGUUUUGCUUCCGCUGUAUUUGUCUUCCAUGCUAGUUUCCUGUUGCAGUUUGCAGUGUGAAGAAUGGAUAAAAAUGAGUUUAGGUGUAUUGAGUGUAACGAAAAAGCUGCGGAGUUACACAGGGAUUAUAGAAACGGGAUUCUGAAGAUAACAAUAUGUGUAAGUUUGCUGUUUUUCUCUUAUAUUUAUGCUAACUGACAUGGUGCCAGGAAGUUGACACCUUCCCCUGGCUCUGAGUACACCACAGUCUGUGUUUUGCUGCUACACAUGAUUUAGUGAAAGGUGAAUUAAUUAAACAAUAAAGGCUUUUACAGAAAUUGCUAUGUCUUGUCAGCAGCCUUAUUAGAGUUAUCCGUGUGUUUUUACACUGUGUGUUCAUAUUUUUUUUUUUUCAGGACUCUUGUCAGAAACCAGUGGACAAAUACAUUGAAUAUGACCCUGUUAUCAUCCUCAUUGAUGCCAUACUGUGCAAAACACAGGCUAUCAGGCACAUUUUGUUCAACACUAGCUUGAAUGUAAGUACACGACUGUUUUUAAUCUUCCUCCCAUCUAAACAAACAACAAUAGAUCCAGUUUAAGCAGGUACAAUGACUCACUGCUAUUAUAACAUAUGUUUUAAUUUGCUUAUGUCUUCUGAAAAGUAUUGUCUUCCUCUUGUGUAUGUUUAAAAUAUUCUCCUCCGCCUGUGUAGAUCCACUGGAAGUUAUGUGUCUUCUGCCUACUGUGUGAGGCAUACCUGCGGUGGUCUUUGCUGCAUGGUUCAGAGCCGAGCAGUGACCCAGCUGAUUUCAUCAGGUACACUAGAGAGUGGGACUUCUACGGCAAGUUUGGACUGGCCGCUCUUGGUAAGAUCUUGACAAAGAAACUCCAAUAAGAUCAUAUAAGCAGAUCAGUACUGAUUUGAUGUUUGUUUCUUGUUUGUGCAGAGUUGUGUGCUUUUUUCUGCGGCGUGCUGUUGUUCCUCUGGGCGGUGGUGGGUUGUCUCCAGGGUGGGACCCUCCAGUUGAGCCUCCUCCUCAGAGCCCUGCUGCUGUCCUGCUAUGGGAAAGUCCUCCUCAUCCCUGCCGUGAUCUGGGAGCAUGACUUCUCGCCACUCUGCUUGGGUCUAAUCAAGCUGUUUGUGCUGGUCUCCAACUCUCAGGCUAUCAGAGGUGAGAGAAAACAGUUCAUCUGUUUAAACUUAUGAGAUGACCAGAUUAACUUCAAAGACCGCUUAACUCAGAUGAUAUAGUCACUGUCAAAUAAUCCAAGAGUUACUUAAGUAAAGCAUUAACAGUUUUCACUUUUAAAGGAGCUUUUGGUUACAUCAGAAAAGUUUUGUUUUAUUCACCAAACGCCAACAGGUGGCAGCUAACGCUUGAGUGUAUCUUGAGAAAUCCCCAUCUCCUGGGCUCUGGACUACAUGAACCUACAGACACUUUGAACAUAAAACCAUUACAUAACAUGCAUAACAAAGGAUUUCAUCAUUAGCAGCUUUAGAAACAUAAAUGUGUUCGUUGUGUUUGGCUACAGGCCCGUGAGCUGAGAAUAGUGUUAUGUUGUAGAGGAAUUUUUGCUCCAUUGUUCCGAGGAGUUUCUGCACGUCAUUUAAAUGAGGGACAAAUUACAGACUAGCUGAAGCCAAGUGCAACAAAGGAAUGAAUUAAAAGUGUUUUGUUUUGUUAAAUUGCCUUUUUUAAUGUGAUGUUGCGUUUGUUUUUGCCAAAACUCACUUGCUUUGAUUUUCAAGCCAAAAUUUACUCCACUAAAGAUGUCCAUAUUCAUAAUUUUCUUAAUCUUUUCUCUUCGUCCUCUGCAGUGAUCCUGAACAGCAGCAGACGCCUCUCUCUGAUGGCUGUGUGUUUAGGCCUGCUGUCAGAGACCUGCGUGGCUCAGGCCUGUAAGAAGCUGCCGUGGAGCAUCCAGGACAUGAUAACAUUUGAGUGAAAAUCACAGCAGGGUGACACGAACAUCAGGAAUCUCAGAGGAAUAGAAGAGAUUGUUGAUGUUAACCUGUGCCACAGUUGAUGCCAGGUUUGAUGAACAUUUUGCACACGAGUUUAGAGGAGGAGUUGAACUGUGGACAAAAAGCCUCAAAAGAGACAUUAUUCUUAUUUUUAUUCUCUUUAUGGAGAAAAAACUCUCUUCAUUUUGGAAGAACAUUGAGGAGGACCUUGCUCUUGUUUUUGGUUCUCAGGGAGACAUUAAGCUGUCUUGUUUGUUUCCAACUGAGUGAAAAAAUGUCACAGCAUGACCCAAAUUAGUCCCCAACAGGCUCUUACCCAAAGGAGCCUUUUUCCCCUCUCACAAACACGAAGGCAGUAGUCUCUGUUUGGAUAGAAAAUGGUCUACGCUCUUCACAUUGUUGGGCUCGUAAGUGAGAUGCUCAUACUAACUCACACCUUUGGAUGAAACUGUCAGAUUCUCACAGGGAUAGGUUGAGUCUCCAAUUCUCUGUCACUAUAUUUAAAGCUCCUGCAUAGAGUUCCUAACUGGUUGUGAAACUGAUGCCUGAAACCAUCAGAGGGGGUAGAUGUCAGACCAGAUGAUCGAAAGCAGCCGGAAGAAACAGCUUUUCUACAUAUUUUCAUCUUCAAUUAUUCACAAUGGCUGACACAUUUGACGGUUUAAGGAUAGUAGGAUGAGAUUUUUGUCAGUAAAUACAACUUCACCGUGUACAGAACAAGACCAGCAAAGCUAUUAAAUGUACAUGUUUGCUCACAAGGAAGGGCAAAAUCAGCACAAACCAAAAAGUUCCUCACAGCAGCUUUAAAUGUAUUAACAUAAGAUUGAAAAAGGAUGAAUUUUAUCUCUUGAGAAACUGUGAGAAACUUGACUAGGACUGUAAACUUGACUUGGACUUGCAAAAAGUGACUUGUUCUUAUGUCUGUGUUAUUAAUGUUUGCUAUAUUUUAUGGCUCAUACCACUCCAGCAUAUGAAAGUUAUUUAUAUAGACAUAAUGUACCUAAAUCUGAGAUACCUCCACCUGAGGUAGAAUAAAGCACAACCAUGUUUUUUCAUAACUUCAA
Molecule: messenger RNA, 3023 nt
Organism: Xyrichtys novacula (pearly razorfish)
Lineage: Eukaryota; Metazoa; Chordata; Actinopteri; Labriformes; Labridae
Source: the annotation of a GenBank genome assembly